CUUUGAGAAAUUGAGAGAUUUCCUUGUCGGGAUUAAAGUAAUUCUUUAAUUUACGUCUGUUACGGGUCAACCGGUGCUUUUUAGUUAAGAUAUUGUUAUUACAGUUAUUUACCUUGCCGCUGUCUGUGAGUGAGUCAGCGACAACCGUGUAAAUAUUUCAUAAGGACACUAGAAAUUGUUCCAUCAGACAUACCAUUACAUUUUGGUGGUCUAAUUUGUUGAUUUACUUCUAAAUAUGACUGAAACUUCACCGGACGAACCCAGUCCUAAUCGCAAGGACUUUAUUUGCGGGGUUGUUGAAGGCUUUUACGGACGACCGUGGACUACGGAACAAAGGAAAGACUUGUUUCAAAAAUUAAAAAAAUGGGGCAUGGACAUGUAUGUCUACGCUCCAAAGGACGACUACAAGCACCGAGCCUACUGGAGAGAGUUGUAUACUGUGGAGGAGGCUGAACAUCUGACCUCACUGAUAUCCGCUGCGAAGGCUCAGGGCAUUAUAUUCUGUUACGCAUUGUCUCCCGGACUGGAUAUUACGUACAGUAGUCAAAAGGAAAUAACUACUUUGAAAAGGAAAUUGGAACAGGUGUCCCAAUUUGGCUGCACAUGUUUCGCUCUCCUCUUCGAUGACAUUGAGCCGGAAAUGAGUGAGGCAGAUAAACAGAUCUUCCAGAGCUUUGCACACGCUCAAGUGUCAGUAACGAACGAGAUCCACCAGCACCUUGGCUGCCCCCGCUUCCUCCUGUGUCCGACGCAGUAUUGUUCGACGCGCGCGGUGCCCACCGUCAACAGCUCGGAGUAUCUGAACACGCUCGGCACUAAACUCUCGCAGCAGAUCGAUAUUAUGUGGACUGGUCCCAAAGUGAUAUCCAAAGUCCUAACAACGGAGGCGAUAGAGGAGAUCACACAGGUGCUACGGAGACCACCUGUCAUCUGGGACAACCUACAUGCCAACGAUUAUGACCAGAAACGAAUCUUUUUGGGUCCAUAUUGCGGUCGUUCUCCCGAGUUGAUCCCGCUACUUCGCGGUGUACUAACAAACCCGAACUGCGAGUACAACGCCAACAUGAUCCCGAUCUGGACGCUCGCGCACUGGGCCAGCUGCAGUCUGGAUGCUCCUGCGCAUAUGGAAGCUGUUUCCUGGGACAUCAAAUUAGAAAGAGAGAGCGAGCAAGGCGUGUGUGAAGACGAAGCACCUCUCACUCUAGGCAAACACGUUUAUCAUCAUCGACAAGCUCUGAGACAAGCGAUCAACGAAUGGCUACCAGAGUUUUCCAUUCCAAAGUCUGCUACAGGUCCCGUGAUUAAACCACAGCCUACUAUCACAGUACCACCAGUGCCGAUCAUCCCGAUCCUGCCAUCAGUGAACACGUGCAUGUCUCUGGUGACGGCCACCAGCAAUACUUCGACCACCAGCACGGCGGACAUGGCCCCCGCCAUACCCACCGUCAAUACUUCGCAAUUACAAGCACUCGCUGAUGGAUGCUCGGCGGCUAAUGAUCGCCCUAUACUGUCUACUAGGGUAUCACCAAUCGAAACAUUCAACCCCGUACCGAACCCAGUAAUGAACUCCCUAGUAUCCCCAACAAAAGUUAUCCUAAACGAAUCUAUCCCCAAUCCGAUAAUCCCCAUAGCGAGUUCAAACAUAUCAUUACCUUCGGAAAUUCCCGUUUCGACCCUCCCCGUCCCAAUCCUAGGUUUGAAAGCGUUGGAAGGGAGUGAGAACAAGAAUAAUCAUGAAAUGGAUAAAUCAGAUAAUAGUAAUGAUACAUUACUAACGGAUAGUAUAUUGGAGACCAGCUUUGACAUGAAGAAAGAUAAGGAGGGAGAGGAUGGUGACCAGAUCAUUGUUGAUGACUUGGACCCUCCUGCGGAACAGAGGAACGGGGAAAUGAGUGUCGGUGACACACCUCAAACAUUAAGUCCGAGUCGUAACACUGAGCCCGGAGUGGAGCCGCUCGAUGUAGAUCCUCCGUCCACUGCUGCCACUGAUCCUGACGUCAUCAUGAACGAUGGAAUGAGUGAGAAUGGAUCGAUGCAAGUAGAACCGAGUCAUAGUCCUCUCAGUACAGAUAUGAUGGUGGAACCGGCUGAGCCCACAGAAACCGUUGACGAGCCUGUGGACAACGAAGAUCCUUCAAUAGAUCCCAAUGCCUUAGUGGCAGAUGAUCUGCUAUUACUAUGUGAUCUCUUCUACCUGCCAUUUGAACAUGGAUCCCGUGGUCUAAGACUGUUACAUGACUUCAACUGGUUGACUACGCAUGCGGCGAGUCUACUGCCUAGAGGGAAUAAACCUGAGACGAGUGAAUGGCGUCGUCGACGAAGUAGGUUCGCAUGGUGGGUGUGUCGCACCCGGCGACUGGCGCGGCGGCUGGCGGCCGCGCAGAACCAAGAGCUGCACGCCGAGCUGCAGCCCUACGUGUGGGAGCUGUGCGCCGUCCUCGCGCUACUGGACGGGUUCCUGCGGUGGCUUGAACUCGGCAAAUAUCCUCAAAACAUUGCGAAUAACACUCAAGGAAGCUACACAUGGUUCUCGAAAGGCUGGCGUGAGGCUUUUGAAAGUGGUGCUCAAGAGCCCUGGGUCUUCCGAGGUGGACUUACAGCAGAUUUGAGAAGAUUGUUACCAGUGGAAUGUACCAGCGAUGCGUUGAGGACGUUACCUCCUCCAACUAUACUACCACUGACGAUUAGACCUUAUUCAGCUGCUGAUGAAGAAGCGGUAUGCGCGAUAUGCCACAAGACGUGUCGCGAUGGAUCUGACUGCAGUGACCUCUUUCCUAGCGAUCUGCAAACUUUACCAGCUGACAGGCUAGUAGCCCCAUUCCUGACACUAUACCCCGAACUAUGCAUGGUGAUAGAAGAUGACGAGGAGUGCAUGCCGCAGGAGGUGGACCCUUCAGGGGACGAUGAUGAAAAACGAACCACUGAACCUAGAGUCAACGGUGUGAAACCCGAGAUAGUAGGCUACGCCUGCGCAGUGCUGAACAGCAAGGAGUUCUACAAGCGACAGGAGGUCGCCUGGAUACCUGAGAUGUGUAACAAGUACCCGGAACAACUCACUGAGAGACAGGACCUUAGUCAGGCUGCCAAGGAGUGCGUCCGCCACUUCCACCAGUUCGGCGCGGCGUGCGUGGCGCCGGACGGCGUGGCCCGCGCACACCCCGCGCUACUGUCGUGCUGCGUCCUGCGCCACUGUCGCGACCCGCUCGCACCCGCCCGCCUACUCACUUGUCUACUGGCCGCGCUGCGGGCGCACGGUACUGUACUACACACUACAACCCCUCGUACACUGCGCCACUGUCGCGACCCGCUCGCACCCGCCCGCCUGCUCACUUGUCUACUGGCCGCGCUGCGGGCGCACGGUACUGUACUACACACUACAACCCCUCGUACACUGCGCCACUGUCGCGACCCGCUCGCACCCGCCCGCCUGCUCACUUGUCUACUGGCCGCGCUGCGGGCGCACGGUACUGUACUACACACUACAACCCCUCGUACACUGCGCCACUGUCGCGACCCGCUCGCACCCGCCCGCCUGCUCACUUGUCUACUGGCCGCGCUGCGGGCGCACGGUACUGUACUACACACUACAACCCCUCGUACACUGCGCCACUGUCGCGACCCGCUCGCACCCGCCCGCCUGCUCACUUGUCUACUGGCCGCGCUGCGGGCGCACGGUACUGUACUACACACUACAACCCCUCGUACACUGCGCCACUGUCGCGACCCGCUCGCACCCGCCCGCCUGCUCACUUGUCUACUGGCCGCGCUGCGGGCGCACGGUACUGUACUACACACUACAACCCCUCGUACACUGCGCCACUGUCGCGACCCGCUCGCACCCGCCCGCCUGCUCACUUGUCUACUGGCCGCGCUGCGGGCGCACGGUACUGUACUACACACUACAACCCCUCGUACACUGCGCCACUGUCGCGACCCGCUCGCACCCGCCCGCCUGCUCACUUGUCUACUGGCCGCGCUGCGGGCGCACGGUACUGUACUACACACUACAACCCCUCGUACACUGCGCCACUGUCGCGACCCGCUCGCACCCGCCCGCCUGCUCACUUGUCUACUGGCCGCGCUGCGGGCGCACGGUACUGUACUACACACUACAACCCCUCGUACACUGCGCCACUGUCGCGACCCGCUCGCACCCGCCCGCCUGCUCACUUGUCUACUGGCCGCGCUGCGGGCGCACGGUACUGUACUACACACUACAACCCCUCGUACACUGCGCCACUGUCGCGACCCGCUCGCACCCGCCCGCCUGCUCACUUGUCUACUGGCCGCGCUGCGGGCGCACGGUACUGUACUACACACUACAACCCCUCGUACACUGCGCCACUGUCGCGACCCGCUCGCACCCGCCCGCCUGCUCACUUGUCUACUGGCCGCGCUGCGGGCGCACGGUACUGUACUACACACUACAACCCCUCGUACACUGCGCCACUGUCGCGACCCGCUCGCACCCGCCCGCCUGCUCACUUGUCUACUGGCCGCGCUGCGGGCGCACGGUACUGUACUACACACUACAACCCCUCGUACACUGCGCCACUGUCGCGACCCGCUCGCACCCGCCCGCCUGCUCACUUGUCUACUGGCCGCGCUGCGGGCGCACGGUACUGUACUACACACUACAACCCCUCGUACACUGCGCCACUGUCGCGACCCGCUCGCACCCGCCCGCCUGCUCACUUGUCUACUGGCCGCGCUGCGGGCGCACGGUACUGUACUACACACUACAACCCCUCGUACACUGCGCCACUGUCGCGACCCGCUCGCACCCGCCCGCCUGCUCACUUGUCUACUGGCCGCGCUGCGGGCGCACGGUACUGUACUACACACUACAACCCCUCGUACACUGCGCCACUGUCGCGACCCGCUCGCACCCGCCCGCCUGCUCACUUGUCUACUGGCCGCGCUGCGGGCGCACGGUACUGUACUACACACUACAACCCCUCGUACACUGCGCCACUGUCGCGACCCGCUCGCACCCGCCCGCCUGCUCACUUGUCUACUGGCCGCGCUGCGGGCGCACGGUACUGUACUACACACUACAACCCCUCGUACACUGCGCCACUGUCGCGACCCGCUCGCACCCGCCCGCCUGCUCACUUGUCUACUGGCCGCGCUGCGGGCGCACGGUACUGUACUACACACUACAACCCCUCGUACACUGCGCCACUGUCGCGACCCGCUCGCACCCGCCCGCCUGCUCACUUGUCUACUGGCCGCGCUGCGGGCGCACGGUACUGUACUACACACUACAACCCCUCGUACACUGCGCCACUGUCGCGACCCGCUCGCACCCGCCCGCCUGCUCACUUGUCUACUGGCCGCGCUGCGGGCGCACGGUACUGUACUACACACUACAACCCCUCGUACACUGCGCCACUGUCGCGACCCGCUCGCACCCGCCCGCCUGCUCACUUGUCUACUGGCCGCGCUGCGGGCGCACGGUACUGUACUACACACUACAACCCCUCGUACACUGCGCCACUGUCGCGACCCGCUCGCACCCGCCCGCCUGCUCACUUGUCUACUGGCCGCGCUGCGGGCGCACGGUACUGUACUACACACUACAACCCCUCGUACACUGCGCCACUGUCGCGACCCGCUCGCACCCGCCCGCCUGCUCACUUGUCUACUGGCCGCGCUGCGGGCGCACGGAGCUAGCGGCGUCCACGCAUGUAUUAACGCGACAGACCACUACCUGCACCAGUUUUACAGCAAGCUCGGCUUCGUGGAGCUGCACCGCGGUACUGCGGGCCGCCUGUACCUGGCGCGCGCCUUCUAGCGCCCGCCCCCUCGACCGCGCCGCAGGCACGCGCGCUGUCUGCCACGCUCGCACUACCCACCAUUACAUUACCGGUAUUAACCACUAUU
Messenger RNA from Spodoptera litura, 5886 nucleotides. Lineage: Eukaryota; Metazoa; Arthropoda; Insecta; Lepidoptera; Noctuidae. The record is from RefSeq and is a predicted model, not a curated record.